Hydra vulgaris (swiftwater hydra) is the source of this 841-nucleotide messenger RNA. The record is from RefSeq and is a predicted model, not a curated record. Lineage: Eukaryota; Metazoa; Cnidaria; Hydrozoa; Anthoathecata; Hydridae.
UUGCGCUAACUCGGUUAAUUAAAAAUGUCUGCAUUGUUUGGUUGAUUAAUUUGAUAUUAUUAACUUUGUUUAGUUAUUUCGCAGUGGCUACGGGUACGUCUAGACAUAUCUUUAAUAAAAAAAGUUAGAGAUACGUCCAAACAUUCGGACGCAGAGAAGCAUUUUGUUAAACUUUAAUUUUAGAAAUCAAAGAUUUGUGUUAACAAUGGCUUUGAAUGUUGGUGAUAAGUUUAACUCUUUAAAAGAGUUAGAAAUAGCCAAUAAGAACUAUAAAGUAGAAUUUAGCGUUUUUUUAUAUAAACGAGAGAGUAGAUCCAUUGCAUCUGCAAGAAAAAAAGGCAUCAGGCGAACCUUAAACGACGAUUUGUUGUUUUAUAGCAUGCAUUAUGCAUGCUAUCAUGGAGGGAAAAAUUUUAAAAGUCGAUCAAAUGGAAAGUGUCCAAAUCAAAGCGCAUUCCAGAUAGAUUGCCCAUAUGAAAUCUGGAUAAAUGUAUCUGACAACGGUUCACAAUUAUGCAUCCAAAAGUUGGUAGUAGAGCACAAUCACGUUGACAAAAUUUCUCAUAGUUGCAGUAUCAUCGAAAGAGACGUUAUGUUUCCUUACAUGGUUUUAAUACUAUUUUUCCUGCGAGUAACAAUAGCCGAUGUAGGAGCCAAUGGCAUAACUUUAAGUUGUAACGGAUCUCAACCAGCAGUAAGAAUAAACGGUAUACUUAUGAGAAGCCUGGCAUGCGAUGUAAAAUCAGAGCGAAAUUUCAUUGGUUGCAAUAAAGAUAUGUUACAAGAUUCAAUAUUGAGAGCGUGUCCAACUACAGUGGCGUGUUAUUACUAUUGUUAUUAG